Euleptes europaea (tarantolino) is the source of this 1071-nucleotide messenger RNA. It is a transcript of the gene TRIB3, whose product is annotated as tribbles pseudokinase 3. Gene Ontology annotation, cellular component: nucleus. The coding region runs from base 1 to 1071 and encodes 356 amino acids. The record is from RefSeq and is a predicted model, not a curated record. Gene Ontology annotation, biological process: protein phosphorylation; regulation of MAP kinase activity; positive regulation of proteasomal ubiquitin-dependent protein catabolic process. The transcript is spliced from 3 exons. Lineage: Eukaryota; Metazoa; Chordata; Lepidosauria; Squamata; Sphaerodactylidae. Gene Ontology annotation, molecular function: ATP binding; protein kinase activity; mitogen-activated protein kinase kinase binding.
AUGAGUCUCCUUCCCCCAGAAUGUCCAGCGGCGGCUUCUCAGCGGAAGAAACGGCUGGACUUCGACGGUGUGUCCGAAGGUGACGGCCCGCAAACCAAGCGCCCGCGUCUGGGUCCGCUCCCAGGGCCGACCCCUUGCCUCCAGCCUCUGGCUCACUCCCUGCCUGCCAAAGAACAGGACUUCGGGGUCUCCCAGAUCGGCCCCUACCUUCUUCUGGAGGCCACCGAGGGGGGGCGCUGCUACAGAGCUGUGCACAGACACACGGAGGCAGAGUAUACCUGCAAGGUUUAUCCGGCCAAGAGCUACCCGGAGGUGAUGGUACCCUACGGGGCCCUCCCAGCGCACCCAAACGUUGCCCGUGUGGAGGAGGUGAUCCUCGGGGACCAGGACGUUUACAUCUUCUUCCAGCCCAGCCGAGGGGACAUGCACAACUACGUCCGGGCUUGCAAGCGCCUGGCGGAGCGCGAGGCCGCCCCUCUCUUCCGACAGAUGGCAGAGGCGGUCGCCCACUGUCACCAGCACGGCAUUGUCCUGAGGGACCUCAAGCUGAGGAAGUUUGUCUUCGCUGACAGAGACAGGUCCAGAUUGAUGCUGGAGAACUUGGAGGACGCAUGCCUGUUGCCCGGUCCGGACGAUUCCCUGGAGGACAAACACGGCUGCCCGGCCUACGUGGGCCCGGAGAUCCUCAGCUCCAAGAGCUCCUAUUCCGGGAAAGCAGCCGACAUCUGGAGCCUGGGGGUGGUGCUGUACACCCUGCUGGUGGGCUGUUACCCCUUCCAGGACACAAAGCCCGCCUCGCUCUUCAGCAAGAUCCGCCGAGGACGCUUCGUGGUCCCCGAGGGCCUGUCUCCCAAGGCUCGCUGCCUCAUCCGCUGCCUCUUGCGGAAGGACCCGGCCGAGAGGUUGACGGCCAGCGGCAUAUUGUUGCACCCAUGGCUGGCGGGGGGCGUCUCUGAGGGGUCCUGGAGCAGCUCGUUCGGAGACCAGGGGCUCGAGCAGGUGGUGCCGGAAGGGAGGAGCGUGCCGGACGUCAGAGAGGAGCGGGAAGACGAGGAAGGCCUGUACAGCUGA